GGCUGAGGGAGGGUCUGGGGAAAUGCAGGGCAGGUGGCAGCAGCUGCAGAGCAAGCUGCCUGCUGAGGGGUCUCACAAGGGGUCUUACAUUGUCAAACCUGGCUACACGCUUAAAAGGCCGUGCUGCGGGAAAGCAAAACUCCAGUGAGUGCCAAAUGGUUGGCUCUGAGUGUUGUUCAAGUUCAUCUCCAGGGCUCCAAACAUUCCUGCGAAUGGAACUUCACUCAACUUUUUCCCUGAAUGACAUUCCUCAUGUAUAUGGUUUCUCUGAUUGACAUGGGAGGGGCUGGGAGCAGAGUGAUCAUCAGAGUGACCCCUGCCCCACCCCUGGGAGCUUAUAGAAGGGACAAGGGCCUGUGGAAGUCUGGAGAAGGUCUGAUUAGCAGGGGAGGGGGCAGUCAGGGAAAGCUUCACAGAGGAAGUGACAUUUGAGCUGGGCUCUGAAGGAUGAAUAGGAGUUUAUUGGUUGGACUAGAGCAGAGAAAGGGUAUUCUGGGUAGAGAGGAGAGCGGGGCCCAGAGGAUGAAACAGGACACUGAGGCCCAGAGACUCCAGGGCUGGGACUUGGGCCAUGUGGUGCUCUCCCCAGUCUGGUUCCUCUACAGCCUGUUCAUGAAGCUGUUCCAGCGCUCCACCCCAGCCAUCACCCUAGAGAGCCCGGACAUCAAGUACCCGCUGCGGCUCAUCGACAAGGAGAUCAUCAACCAUGACACCCGGCGGUUCCGCUUUGCCCUGCCGUCGCCCCAGCACAUUCUGGGCCUGCCCAUCGGCCAGCACAUCUACGUCUCGGCGCGAAUCGAUGGCAACCUGGUCGUCCGGCCCUACACGCCCGUUUCCAGCGAUGAUGACAAGGGCUUCGUGGACCUGGUCAUCAAGGUUUACUUCAAAGACACCCAUCCCAAGUUUCCUGCUGGAGGGAAGAUGUCCCAGUACCUGGAAAACAUGAAGAUUGGAGACACCAUUGAGUUCCGGGGCCCGAACGGGCUACUGGUCUACCAGGGCAAAGGCAAGUUUGCUAUCUACCCAGACAAGAAAUCCGACCCGGUCAUCAAGACGGUGAAGUCUGUCGGCAUGAUUGCAGGAGGAACAGGCAUCACCCCAAUGCUGCAGGUGAUCCGUGCCAUCUUGAAGGACCCGGAUGACCACACCGUAUGCCACCUGCUCUUUGCCAACCAGACCGAGAAGGACAUCCUGCUACGGUCUGAGCUGGAGGAACUGAGGAACGAACACUCCACUCGCUUCAAGCUCUGGUUCACAGUGGACCGAGCCCCAGAAGCAUGGGACUAUAGCCAGGGCUUCGUGAACGAGGAGAUGAUCCGCGACCACCUUCCGCCGCCGGAGGAGGAGCCGCUGGUGCUGAUGUGUGGCCCCCCGCCCAUGAUCCAGUAUGCCUGCCUACCCAACCUGGACUGCGUGGGCCACCCCAAGGAGCGCUGCUUUGCCUUCUGAUUGGGGGGGGGUGUGCCCACCGCCUGCCCACGCACUCACCACGCACCUGUCCUCGCCCACCCCUCCGCGCCAUUGUUCUUUAACGUCCCCCCGCCCCAGAUCUGUCCACAUCUACACUGGGGCCUGGGUUCAGUCUGGCCUGCCCGUGCUCUGGGUGGCCACCUGCUGGGCUGGCCCCCGGGGUGCCCCAUUGGGAGCAGGGUCCUGGUUUGGGUGGGUGCCUUUCCAGCCCUUACACACACGCGCACACGUGCACACGUGCACACGUGCACACACGCACACGCACACACUACAGGGCCGAGGCUGCCAGCACCAGUCUCCUGCACAUCCAGCACUGGACCAGAGUCUGGAAAGAAAGGUAGAUGGACGGGCAGCCUAGGACUGCAGGGGUCAGAGGCCGCCUCAGCCGCAUCCUGGUGACCCUUGUCUGCCACCCCUUACUGCCAGCCUCAGGGCCCCGGGGAGCCGGGCCUGUGCCGGACCACGGCUAGGCCUGGGACCCGAUGCUGCAUGAGAGAGGUGACGCCAGAAAGCCCUGGUGGGGGGUGGGGGCCGCGGGGGCUGAGAGGGGGCCUCUGCCUCCCAGCCAGGGCCCAGGUAGGCCCUGACCAGCUGGGAGCUCAGCUAUCCUCGGAGCUGCAGAGGGUGCUGGCCAAGGGCCCCCCAGGCUGGCAGGAUCCCCAGCACACCUACAUUUGGCUGCCUUGGGGGUUCUGAGCUCUCAGCUCGAUUGCUUUAGGUGCCUGGCUUCCCAGCCAGGGCCGCCAGCCCGAUGGUGGGGCUAAGACGUUUAUUUAUUCCUCUGUCCCAAACUCUCCUCCUCCUCCUGCCCUCGCCCUGGCUUAGGGGAGACUUUGAGCAGUGCCUCUUGUCCGAGAGACGUACAAAUACUCGGUGGCCGCCACGUUGCCUUCAGACAACAGCUGUGUUAGCCUCUUGCAUAUCGGCUUUUCAGAGUCAUUUAUGAGCAGAAAAAAAUCGAAGUAAAAUUUAGCUAAUGUUAACCUG
Molecule: messenger RNA, 2457 nt
Organism: Trichechus manatus latirostris (Florida manatee)
Lineage: Eukaryota; Metazoa; Chordata; Mammalia; Sirenia; Trichechidae
Product: NADH-cytochrome b5 reductase 3
Exons: 11
Coding region: 448-1449 (333 amino acids)
Molecular function (GO): oxidoreductase activity
Source: RefSeq, a predicted model, not a curated record